Molecule: messenger RNA, 1822 nt
Organism: Adelges cooleyi (spruce gall adelgid)
Lineage: Eukaryota; Metazoa; Arthropoda; Insecta; Hemiptera; Adelgidae
Product: GATA zinc finger domain-containing protein 14-like
Exons: 8
Coding region: 121-1542 (473 amino acids)
Source: RefSeq, a predicted model, not a curated record
UUUUUCAGAAACGCAAGCAAUGACGAUAAACCAGUCAAUCCAAGUGGGCUUCAAAAACCCCAAAAACCCGGAAAUGGAAGCGUCGGCACAACUGACGGUGGACUAUUCGGUGUAGAAAAUAUGAUCGAAAAUAAAAGGAAAGGAAAAACGGUUGGCAAUAAUAAUGUAAUUGACGAUAUAAAAAUGGACGGUAAACUUGAUAAAACUAAGGCAACCCCUUCGGUAUUAACAACAAAUUGGAGUGAUAAUUUGGAGAAACACCAAAAUGUUGCAAGCGACUCGAGUGAAGAAAGCGCAGAGAGUAACGAAAGCUCACAGAGUGACAGCUCAGAGAGCGAGGAAAAAUUAAAUACAUUUAAUAAACAGGGAAAAGGGAAUUUUCAACAUUUUCCAACGAAUCCGCAGCAAAAUUUGAAUGAAUACAACAGGUACGACAUGGCAGAUGGCAGGUACGGGAAUAUGUAUGGAAAUAAAAACUACGGCUACAACGACGAGAGGUAUCCACAACCACACGGACCGCAACAUCCACCACCACGACAUUUUGGCAGUUAUCAACAGUCAUUCGGGGGUCCACCACCACCACCACCACCACCACGUUCGCCGUUUACAAAUAACUUUCCAUCAUAUCGGAGUUCACCACCACCUAUGCAAUCAAACGGAUGGUAUAACCGAAACAGCUAUGGUUCGAGUUGGCAAGAUACCGGAGACUUGAGAAACCAAGAAAAUAUAAAAAGUUUUAACGGAAACCAGCGAAUCAGACCCAACAAUAUUAUGAUGGACGGGAACAAAUCUAAAUUUGAUCAAAACCAAAAACAGUCACCACCAAAUAGCCGAAUGCAACCGUACAACUCUAUUAAUCGUAACACUCCAUACAACGGACAUAAUAACUAUGACAAUGACAAUUAUUUUACUGGCAAUGGCAUGAAUUCACGACAGGAACACUGGACGAACGGAUUGAACAAUCACAGUAACAAUCAACCUAAAAAGAAUCAAUAUCCAAACAACCAGGAUAAAAACACUAUCAAUCAAUAUGGUGAUCUAGUUGGACCAUUAACAAGUAAAGGUCAUGGCGGAGUAGUAAAUUCUAACGAUAAUGGAAUCAAGCCCAACGAAAAAAAAGUUACAGGAGUUAAAGCAAACGAAGGAAUCAAUCAUUUAAAAGAAACAGGAAAUCAUAUUUUAGAAAAUAAUUUAAACCACGGUCAAGGUUUUACAGCAUCGGGUAAUAAGUCAAGAAAGAACACAAACCCAAAUCAAAAAACUAAUGAGAUGGAUCAAUAUGGAAAUCUAAACUCAUUAAAGACAAACAACAAUAACAACACAUAUUCGAAUAAACCAGGAAGCAAUAAACCCGCAACUGGUGGUGUACCAUAUGGAAAGAUGUAUCAUGACGAAGAACUUCCAGGGGAUGUAACAGGAAUGGGAAAUAUAGCUGGCAAGAGUGGCAAAGGAAUCAAAACCGGCGGUCCAAAUGGUAUAGAAAUGAGUAAGAAUGGAAUUCGACUUAACGGUCCAAACGGAGGGAUUACUGUUGGAGCUUAACAAAAAUGGCGUUUCAUUAGAGUAUUAGUAAACGAAAAACUGUAAUUUAAUAAUAGUUGGCAAGGUUAACGAAAGUACAAGCCAAAUCACUAUUUAGAUUUUAGAUCAAUAGACGAUAAUAAAUAUUGGAUUACCUAUUUUUAAUUCUUCAAUAUAUCUAUACAUAUUAUUAUCCAUCAUAUUAUUACCAAUCUUAGAAAUUUAAUGUAAUUUACAUUAAAAUUGUAUUAUUUUAUAAAAUAAACCUUGAUGACAAAUAUAAUUAUAUAUUAUUGCAUAA